AUAUGGCUAAGCUUUCAGAAAAAAGUCUUAAGACGGAAAAGACUACAAUUGCUAAGGUUAAUGAAAAAGGAGAAGUUCCAGAGCAAGAAAAAAGAGUUCAGGAGAUUAUAGAUAGUUCUAGAAAAGAAUUUGGCAAAGAUUUAGUCAGUACAUUGGAAGAUAACAAUCAAGAAUCUUAUUGUGGACUCUUAGAAAAUUCUACCUUUCUAAGAUUUAUGAGCUACUUGUACACGGGACCUUCAGAGUCAACCAAUCCACAAAGUGGUCCCUGUUCAAUCGAGACAACUCUUUUAUUUAGUUUAUUACUUGACAAGAAAACACAAAUUAAAAUCGUGACUCUUCAAACAAGUAAAAGAAAGUCUUUAAAAAUAAUCCUCUUUAAACAAUUAUAA
This is a messenger RNA of Racocetra persica, 392 nucleotides long. The record is from the annotation of a GenBank genome assembly. NCBI's taxonomy places the organism in Eukaryota, Fungi, Glomeromycota, Glomeromycetes, Diversisporales, Gigasporaceae.